Molecule: messenger RNA, 6569 nt
Organism: Anolis carolinensis (green anole)
Lineage: Eukaryota; Metazoa; Chordata; Lepidosauria; Squamata; Anolidae
Gene: amer3
Product: APC membrane recruitment protein 3
Exons: 3
Coding region: 180-3164 (994 amino acids)
Biological process (GO): regulation of canonical Wnt signaling pathway
Cellular component (GO): plasma membrane
Molecular function (GO): beta-catenin binding; phosphatidylinositol-4,5-bisphosphate binding
Source: RefSeq, a predicted model, not a curated record
AGAAGAGGAGGAAGAGAAGGAGAAAGAGGAGGGAGGGGGAGAGGGAGGAGGAGCAAAGCUGCAAAGAGAAGAAAUCAGUCCAGAGUCUCAAAUGCUUUGAUGCGAGCUUCUGCAUAAAGACCCUCAGCCCUGCAGCCCCAGCAACAAGAAUAGGAGGCUAAGGAUUUCUGGCUAAUGACAUGCACCACUUGCGACCAGACAGCAUGGAGUUCAAAAGAGGAAAAACCUUCAUAAAAUCCAGUAUGCAUCUGACCCAUGAGAAAUUGCCUUUAGUGGGCUUGAGUCCUAGAGACAAAGACAAUGCAGGAAAGGACAUCAGAGAAAGAAACCUUCCUUACAUUGAAACUGCAAAAUCAAGUUUCCCUGCAGAUAAAAGUGAUAGUAUUUCAAACAGAUCAGCAAAAACUGGCUCAAGUGAGAGCAUCCUGUUGCUCCAAGAAUCCUUCUACAAACCUGUACGGAAAAGUAAAACCCAUGACUGUGCUCUAAGCAGUGCAGACAAGUCUGAACAAUGUGGCUAUAAUACCAAAAUCUCUGAAGAGGGUGUUGUGGCUUCUGGACGAACUAAAGGACGACUCGUCAACAGUGCUAGCUUUUCUGGGCUUGGGAAUACACAGAAUUCUCAUGCCAAAAAAGACUCAGUUGUCAACUCAAGCCAUUUCUUGAACAGCCCGCAGCAGAUGAUUGAUUACCGCAACUUUGUACCCCAAAUGCCCUUUGUACCAGCUGUGGCCAAAAGUAUCCCUAGAAAGAGGAUUUCUCUUAAGCGAUCCAAAAAAGGUCUCCGGGACAUUUUUCAUAUUAAGAAAAACAAGCCUGAGAAUCUUGCUUUGUUGUCAGAAAAGCAGAAAAGACUUCCAUUUCCAGGGUGUAAGUCAGAAUUAGCAGGCAGAUUUGGUAAAUAUUUCUUUAAAGCUGGAGAAACUUUUACUGCUGACUGUUUGGCACAAGAUUUUUCUGAUGGUGACUUUCUGUCAGAGUCCUCCUAUGAGUAUUCCAGUGCUCUGUGUGAAGAUGUUGCUUCUCUGAAGAGCUUUGAUUCCCUCACUGGAUGCGGGGAAAUUUUUGCAGAUGAGAACUCUGCUCAUAUGGAAUUGGAGAUCAGCAAAGAAAUCUCACUGAGGCAAUCGCAACAGAAAGGGAACCCUGUCAUGGGAUCCUUUCAAGGUGGGGUGGAACAGCUUGCAUCUCCAGCCCAAAAUGAAGCAGCUGAUUUUGCAAAGUUAUGGGAUAAUAUCAAUAAAUCAGUGCAACUGCAUCAGAAAACAUUGUUUGAUAGGAGGCUAUUGAAAAUACCUAGAAGUGAAGUAGGAAUGGCUAGAAAUGAAACCAGCGCCUUAGUGACGGACUUGUUGUCUUCUCCUGACUCUUCCAAAGACAGCUCCAUAGAUACUGGGACCCCAAAGAGUGAUAACCAGGAAUCCAUGUCCACUAGUGAUGAAGGAUACUAUGAUUCAUUUUCUCCUGGGCAAGAUGAGGAACUCAAGGAUGAUCAAUCACCUGGAGUACCAGGUCGGUUUCCAAGAGACAGCUAUAGUGGAGAUGCUCUCUAUGAACUAUUCUGUGACCCCAGUGAAGCUCAGAUCAGCCCAGGGCUAGACGAUGACCUCUGUAUGUCUGAAAGCAUUUCAGAAAAGGCCAAUGAAAUACCAUUGUCAAUUUAUAGCUUUCAUGUAGGGUCUGAAGAAAACAUGGCUUCCCAACCAGCUGUUGAUAUUAUAAGCCAAGGUUUCCUUCACAGCACAUGGAAAGGCAAAGAAUGCCUACUCAAACUGUGUGAUACAGAGCUCUCCCUGACCAUGGGGAUCAUCAACUGGCUACGAAAAAACCCAGGUCUGAUUUCCCCCCAAGAACUUCCUAAGAAUCCUCAGUCACAAUUGGAGCAAGUUGGUGAGCCAAUGUUCACAGACAAGAACAAGUACAGAGCAACUCUAGAGGACAAUAAAACUGAUCCAGGUGUAUCUUCAGAUUUCAUCAAAAAUGGAACACAUUCAUAUUCAGUAGACAGAACUGAACAAAGGCAAAGCGAUAGUCUUACAUGUGAUUCGCCUCAAGAAAGUUCUCAAGGAAGGGAAGGAACUCUGAGUGCAAUGUCUCCUCUCAUAACAGACAAUAGCACAUGGUGUGACAUGCAGAGAUCAGAGGGGAGUUGGGAUGACCUAAUAAGUUCAUCUGAGAUGGAGAAGAUCUCUCUCUUAGGAGAAUGCACAGAACCCAACACUGAAACUCUAUCAUUUGAAGUCCUCAAUCUGGAGACAAUUUGCCAAACGGAUGAGAACUCUUUGGCAAUUGAUAACCAUGAUGCAGAGUCAUGUUCUUCUUACAUGACUGCUGCAACCUCUCCAGAUUCUCUAGAAACUGGAGAUGAAUGUGAGACUAAAGAUCAAUCAGCAGCAGCAGAAGGUGACAAGCCAACAGAGCCACUGAAUCUCAGUCAUUCUCAAAGCUACAUCAGACAGACACCAAAGGAGAAUGAGAGUAACAUGGUGCAGCUCUUGGAACACUGUGCCACACAGGUUGCUUCAUUAAAGAUCAGUUAUGAUGCUGAAAACAAGCACUUGGAUGAUAAAGAUAUUGCAAAUGCAGUGAGCAAUAACACUGAUACAAGGAAUGAAUUAAAAAACCAACCAAGGUUGCAAAAUGAAUGUAGCUGUAUACCUCCUUCUGAUGAUUAUUCAAAUCAAUGUAAUAUUAAGACAAAUUUUGGGAGUGGUGCUCCAUAUCUCACAAACAAUAAGGAAGAUCUUAUUUGUGUUGAUGAUCAGAAAAAGAUGACUAUCCUGGACUACAUGGGCCCAGUUGCAAAAAAUAAACUAACUUUUGAAUAUGCCCAAUUGAAUAAUCAAGCCCUAUCUUAUAUCAGAGAUUUUCGAUUUGAACUUGGCAUUCAGAAUUCCACUACCAUGGCAAACAUCUGCAGACCCACAUUUUUACCACUUCUCAGUUCAAUUUGCUCAGACACAGUCCAUGGCUUUCACCAGUCUUUGUGUAGGAAAAGUGGUUUACUGGAGAAGUAUCCAGAAGAUCAAGAAGUUCCACCAAGAAACCCACCUUUAGGUGCUUAUUCAAAAUUCCAGUGCAAACUACUGCCACAGGUAACCAUCACUCCACUUCCAGAGGAUGCUACCAAAGGGACAGUAGUGAUGGAGAAGAAGCAGGACUAACUUGGCUAAGUAAGGUGCAGCUCUAAAGUAAUCCCCCGCACCCAGCAUUCCAAUAAAUAAAUGGCAAUUUCCUUUUUGUAUCAAAAUGAGGUAAGAGACUUGUGUCAUCAAGGAUGAAGAAGAAUCCAUGAAGAUGUUACGGCAGGCAACUAUGUUCCUCCCAGUCUCUUUUCAAAAGAAUGUGGAUUUACUGCAUGCCACUUGACUUCUUGAGUGCUAUGUGCAAUGCUGAAUGACAUGUUGAUUUGGUCACACUGACACAUGAGAAUAGAGUCAUCUCUCCACAUUUGCAGUUUUGACUUUUGCUGAUUUGUUUAUUCACAGAUUUCUAGGAAUUUCUAGGCCCUCCAGUGCAAUCCUAUGGUCAGCUUCCAGCAUUAAUCAACCAUUGAGUUGUAUUAGAAAACUUAGAAAUUCCUAGAGCUUCCUAAAACAUUCCUAAAAUAAAAUAACAAUUUGUUUACUUGCGGUUUUCACUUUUACGGCGAGCCACCGUGGCGCAAUGGGUUAAACCCUUGUGCCGGCUGAACUGCUGACCUGAAGGUUGGGUCACUGACCUGAAUGAAGGUUAGGGUUUGAAUUUUCAAGAUGGGGUGAGCUCCCAUCUGUUAGCUCUAGCUUGUAGGGACAUGAGAGAAGUCUCCCACAGGAUGGUAACACAUCUGGGCAUCCCCUGGGCAACAUCUCUGUAGACAGCCAAUUGUCUCACACUAGAAGCGUCUUGCAGUAUGUUCUCAAGUUGCUUCUGACACAAUUAAAAAAAAUAACUUUCACAGGGUCCCUGUGCCCCUAACUCCAGCAAAUGUGGAGGGCUGACUCUAAUAGUUGUCUUUUAGAAUAUAGAUAUAUAUGCCAACAAAAAGAGGAAGAAGAAGAAAAGAAAAAUAUGUUGUUUUAGGGAAUCUGUGAAUUUCAGCUCCCAGCCAACAAAGGCUAUAUGGAUACUUGUCUCUGUUUACAAUGAGUCCACUGCUGUGUUUACAGAUAUACCUCAGUUAGCAAAGUAGCUGUGUUCCAAUUUGUUAAUAGAUGCAGGAAUAACAUUGGAAGAAUAGGGUUAUGUUCCUACACAGAACAGAAGAAUAGUUUGACAAGUUUCAACAAACAUUUUAUCUCAAGCUGACAAUAUGCAUAUAUAAAAUGAAACACUUUGGUCAAAUAAGCCUUCUAUAAGUAAACUAAAACAUUUUGAACCUUCUAGGUAUCACUUGAAAGCUUCUUCCAAAGGAUGUCUUUUUUUUUCACCAGCAUCUGCUUUUUUAUAUAGUUUUCAUUAUGGGGGCCAAACAUAUAGAACUAAGCUUUGUAAACAUGCUGGAUGUCACUAAUAAGGUGAGCUUUUCUGCUUCCUUUCUCUCCCUCCCCUGCCCCUUGUUUCACUUUUCGCACAUGCUCAGUAAGGGAUCCUGGAGGCAGCUGCUGUUUGCCUCGCCUGUUGUAGGCAGGAAAACAUUGCUACAGCAGGAUCUUUCCAGCUCAAGCUUUAUUACACUGUCUGAUGUAGACAUGCCACUGGAACCCAGUACCAGUGAUUGUGUUUCUUUAGCUGUUCUUCACCAUCCUCCCAAUCCUCAAACCCUCCAGCAAGAUAAAGGACAAGGAGAAAAGGAAUAAUGCUGGGAAUGGUAAGAACGAUUUUGUGAACAGGAACCUCUUUGUCAGAGGCUUUGUUAACUGAAAUAUGUCUGGGGUUUUUUUUUGGUCAUUUUUAUUUCAAAUAUGACCUAAAGCAAUCUUGGGCAGGGGGAGAAUUAUGUUUCAAAUGUAAAUUGCCAUUUUAGAAGGUGAAAUUUGAAGGGUGCUGGGUGUCUAGAGAGCAUAACCUGCCUUUUUCUCCUCUCUGCUUUAAAUCUGACAACAGUUCAAAACCGUUAGAUGGGAUAGUAGUAAUAUAUUAAUUCUUGUUAUGUGAGAUAUGUUUAUUUUCCCAUAAUAUCAUAUAUAUAUCCAUAUUAUAUGUACUGCAGUUCUGGUGCUACCAGAAAAUUAACAGUAAACCAGUAGUAUCAGGAAGAUGGAGUGCGUUCAUGAACUGUCUUGAAACAGAAUGUGAUCCAAAUGCUGCAAUGUUUUAAAAUGAUAACACUGUUUCAGUCUUUGUGCCAAUUUUUGCCUGGAUUGAAAAAGUACACAAUGAGCCUACAGAAUCUGAAUGUAAUGUUGCAAUUCGUUUUGCAUUAUUAGGAAUGUGUUCCCAGGACACCCUCCUGAUUCUUUAGCAUUUCGAAUUAGUUUUAAUAUUUUUCAUGCCCCCUCCCUGUAUCUUAUCUGGGUUGGAGUUAAAAUAAGGCAGCUGGGUUGGUGGACGUGGACUCAUGCCAUCUCCUCCCUAAGAAAGCUGACAUAUUCCACUGUUGUUUGGAAAAGAGGAUCCUUUUUUAUAAUCCUUUUCCAUACAUGGAUGGCAGCCACUAUAUUCAGCCCUCAGAAUAUUUUUCAUGGCCUACAUGGGUUUAAAGGGCUCAGACACUUGUGAGAAAAAGCUUAGAAGGCUCCAAAGAAGUUAUUUACUUGGUCCAGGUUUAAUUAAACUUACUUCUCUUAAACCAGGGGUCCUCAGACAUUUUAAGCAGAGAGCUAGUUCAUGGCUGCUCAUACUAUAGUUUGAAAAAAACAUGAAUUCCUACACACACUGCAUAUACCUUAUUUGUAGUGCCAAAAAAGCCCCGAAAGAACAGUACAAUAUUUAAAAUAAUAACCAACAUAAACUCACCAGUAUUUCAAUGGGAAGUGUGGGCAUGCUUUUAGCUGAUGAGAUAGUCAAGUUAAUUAGGAUUGUUGUGUGCUUUCAAAUCACUUCAGACUUAGGGUGACCUUAAGUCUAAAAUUUGGGCUGAAGGCCAGGUAUAUGACCUUGGAGGGCUGCAUCUGGCCCGCGGGCCUUUGCUUGGGGACCCCUGACUUAAACCUAGUCAAGUGAAAUAAGUUUGACAUGGUAUAAGCAAAGACUUCCUUUAAGCUUUCCAAACCUUUCUACACUAGUAUUUACAAAAUACACCCUUUUCAACUAGGUACUGAAUGUUCUCAUAUUUUUUUGUUAUCUUCUACAGAGCCUUGGUCUAUAGUUGCAUGACUAGGGCUUCUGGUAACUGUAGUCCAAAAAGGGAAUAUUUCCAAGAGCUGCUGUACAAAAUAAAAACGCAUCUCCAAGACUAGUAACUGAAAAAAUGUUAAAGAUUUAGGGAAAGAUUUUGAUUCUGAGUGUGUAAGUUAUGUUUAUUCAAUAGCGCAGUAUAUAAAAAGAGCAUUUUAGCACUUAGUUUAGACAUGUGUAAAUAAAUGAUACAAUUUUCUCUUGGAUAUGUCCCGUUACAUAUCUGUAUCAUAAAUAUAUAUAUAAAAUGACAUGUUAUUUAUUAUAUAUUGUUCUUGCUUGCAUUUCAUAUUAAAAUUACUUGAAUUCUA